AAAAGAACUGCUUACUUUUUAGAUAUAAACGAGUGCAAUAACAACCCUUGCAAGAACGGAGCUACCUGUGAAAAUCUUCAGGGAAGUUAUCGCUGCAAAUGUAAACCAGGAUUUACCAACAAAAACUGUCAAACAGGUAAUUGCUUUUUUUACUUAAUAAACCAACAAUGGUGAGGUAACAGGCUGCCCUCGCGAUUUUUGACCAAAACACUUACGACAAGGUUAUUUGCUAGUAUGGACUGAAUUUAAAAAAGCCUCAAAAAUUCCGGCCUUAACUCUCACAGGUAUAGUAUAACAUAAAGAGAGCGUGCACUCGGAACAGCUCUUGUGUAUUGAUCGAGGUUUACUUGUGCACAUGAACAAAGGGCGGAGUUUGAUGUCUCACGCUGCGCGUUUACGCGCGUAGACCCGUCUGAGCGCCUCCACUAAAGUCUGUUGUUCAGUUUAUCUAGAAGCGUUAUAUGAUUAUUAUGGGAUAAAGCGCUCCCUGGCUCCAAUAACAUUCAAAAUGGCCGCCAUCUUGGAGUUGACUGAAAGUUCAGAUUUUGUUCAAUUGGAGGGUUAACUAGUUAUUUUUUGUGCUUGAGGUCGUAAAUAUGCUUAUUCAAAAGGUUAUUAAACAAAACUAAGUGUUUUAUGGUGACAAUGACUUUAUUCUUGCCGUCAUAGAUGUAAAUGAAUGCAAAGGAAAACCCUGUCAAAACGGGGCCACGUGUGUGAAUACAUUUGGGAGUUACCGCUGUCGGUGUGCGUCUGGGUACAAUGGCCAACACUGCCAAGCAGGUAUUGUGGCUGCAUUUAUUUUCUUCAUAUAACCGCAUCCUUUCAAGGUAAUGACCUUGUGCGCGCUCCGCCCGAAAGGAACUUGUUUAGACUUCAGGUAAAUGAAAGGGUAGGAACAGCUCAGUGUCAUUUCAAAUUUUUAAAAGAGUAUAUAAAAGUAUUUCAAAGAUACGCAUCUUAUGACUGCCAAAAUGCUUAGACAACCUUCUGCUUAGGGACAGUUACAGCAGUUAAAGGGAAUGUAGUGUUUUUGUUAAAAAAAAAAAACUAUCCUUUCCUAAAUUUAGAAAUUGUGCCUUUCCUUUCCUUUGCGAAGGGGUAUCAUUCUUUCGAAAAUGGUAAAUUAAUGGGUAAGAGUUGGUCCUCGGAGUGGAACCUUUAACUCGUUGAGUGUCCUAAACAUUUCUCUGUGAAAGGAUUCUAUAAGAAAAUUAAAAAAUACGCCGGAAUACCACCUUUAAAAUUAAUGUUGAAGAUUUACGCUAAAUGAACAAAGCAAUACGAGACUAAAGAAACUAAUGAAGAUAGAGACAAAAAGACUGUAUAAAGUGAUGACAAUAUCAAUGUUUUUUGUCGGUUUUUUUUAAAUAGACAUCGACGAAUGUAAGACUAAGCCAUGCAUAAACGGAGGAAAAUGCGAAAAUCUUCCCGGAAGCUAUCGCUGUAAUUGCCGAUCCGGAUUUAUGGGAUAUCAUUGUCAGACAGGUAAUGGUAUUGAUUUUUUUGGUGUGUGUUUAACAAUAAACUCUUUUAAAUGUUAUUAUGUUCAUAAUUAAAAAUAUUCUUUACAACAUUUUUGUAUUUCAUUCUUUAAUAAUAAGCUUGUUCCAUGACCAGAGAUAUGGUACUUGUAACAUUUUGUAUAGACUCUCAGUUCUGUUAUCCCAAUAAGAAAUUAGCAAUUUAGAUAUUUUUAUUCAUUUUUUUAGUAUCUUGUUAUAGCAAAUCAUUCCUCUCCACCCCAGACUGACCCUGUUAGCUUGAAAUUCGGUGAAAUAUAUUUCUUCCUCUAAAUUUUCAGAUAUCGACGAGUGUUACAGUGCUUACAAUCCUUGCAGAAACGGAGGAACUUGCGUGAACUCUGUCGGAGGCUAUAGCUGUCAUUGUAAAGCUGGGUAUUCUGGAAUCAAUUGCGAAAUUGGUGAGAAACGUUACUCUUUAAUUUAAGUUUGAACAAACCACACAUCAAAGAACACAUCAGUUUGCAAGCAACUUUAGAAACAAAUGUUAAAAAGGUCCUUCCUUCUAAUGGUCAUCGUCAUCGUUAUAAUCACAAUCAUAAUCCGGUCGUUAUAAUCAUCAUCUAGUCAGUAAUCUUCAUUAACUAUUAAAUAUUUUUAUCCUCAAUAGAUAGACAGUUAAUUGUAAGUACAAGCUGUCCCGCAUCCACUUUCUAACUAUCCUUUGCGAAUUAUGUCUCUUUUUAUUCCCCUACUCUCCAUACAUAACGCUGAAGGAGGUUGCUGUGCACUUUUUGUUAGAACCUUGCUUCAUAUUUCAGCCCAUUAAAAAAAUGAUAAUAAUUAAUGUUCUGUUUGAACAAAAUUGUGUUUAUAGAUUAUAAAAACGUUGGCUGCUAUAAAGAUACUUCAAGCCGGGCAAUUUCCACUCUCGAAGGCAACGAUACCAUUUUAGAUGGUCAAUACUCAAGCCGUAAAAACCCGAUAGCUAAGUGCGCUUUAGCAGCUCGCAAGAAAGGUUACAGGAUGUUUGCAAUUCAAGAUGGAGGAUGGUGUGCAUCUAGUGCGACUGCUGGGAAAACGUUUAACAAAUAUGGCAAGAGCAAUGCGUGCCGACAAGGAGAAGGUGGUGCUUGGGCAAAUGAUGUGUACAUUCUCCAAGGUCAGUGA
Molecule: messenger RNA, 2633 nt
Organism: Porites evermanni
Lineage: Eukaryota; Metazoa; Cnidaria; Anthozoa; Scleractinia; Poritidae
Source: the annotation of a GenBank genome assembly